CGUCCAGGACGGUGACCGAGCGAGCCUGAGAAUGGGACGGCGCCCGCAGCUCUGGCUCUUCAAGGCCCUUCUCCUCCUGGGGCUGAACCCCACCUCUGCCUUCCUCCAGGACCAGCACUGCGAGAGCCUGUCCCCGGCCACCAACAUCUCUGGACUGCAAUGCAAUGCAUCCGUGGACGUCAUUGGUACCUGCUGGCCCCAGAGUCCCGCAGGGCAGCUGGUGGUUCGACCCUGCCCCGCCUAUUUCUACGGUAUCCGCUACACCACCACAAACAACGGCUACCGGGAGUGCCUGGCCAAUGGCAGCUGGGCCGCCCGCAUAAACUACUCCGAGUGCCAGGAGAUCCUCAGUGAGGAGACGAAGAACAGGGUACACUACCACAUUGCUGUCAUCAUCAACUACCUGGGCCACUGCGUCUCCCUGGUGACCCUCCUGGUGGCCUUUGUCCUUUUUCUGCGGCUCAGGAGCAUCCGGUGCCUCAGAAACAUCAUCCACUGGAACCUUAUCUCAGCCUUCAUCCUGCGCAAUGCCACGUGGUUUGUGGUCCAGCUCACCAUGAGCCCUGAAGUCCACCAGAGCAACGUGGGCUGGUGCAGGUUGGUGACAGCUGCCUACAACUACUUCCAUGUGACCAACUUCUUCUGGAUGUUUGGGGAGGGCUGCUACCUGCACACCGCCAUUGUGCUCACAUAUUCCACUGACCGGCUACGCAAGUGGAUGUUCAUCUGCAUUGGCUGGGGUGUGCCUUUCCCCAUCAUCGUGGCCUGGGCCAUUGGGAAGCUGUACUACGAUAAUGAGAAAUGCUGGUUUGGCAAAACGCCUGGGGUUUACACCGACUACAUCUACCAGGGCCCUAUGAUCUUGGUCCUGCUGAUCAAUUUUAUCUUCCUUUUCAACAUCGUCCGCAUCCUCAUGACCAAACUUCGGGCGUCCACCACGUCUGAGACCAUUCAGUACAGGAAGGCUGUGAAGGCCACUCUGGUGCUGCUUCCCCUCCUGGGCAUCACGUACAUGCUGUUCUUCGUGAACCCUGGGGAGGACGAGGUCUCCCAGGUUGUGUUCAUCUACUUCAACUCCUUCCUGGAGUCCUUCCAGGGUUUCUUUGUGUCUGUGUUCUACUGUUUCCUCAACAGCGAGGUCCGCUCCGCUAUCCGGAAGAGAUGGCACCGAUGGCAGGACAACCACUCCAUCCGCGCCCGGGUAGCCCGCGCCAUGUCCAUCCCCACCUCCCCAACCCGAGUCAGCUUUCAUAGCAUCAAGCAGUCCACAGGGGUCUGAACUAGGAGGCCAUGAGCAGCCCCUGAGAUCCAUGGUGGGAAAGAUGGUUGCCAGACUCAGCUGGCUGCGUGUCUGUGGAGGGGACCGGCUCCUUCCCAUACCCUGUACCUUCAGGAGCACUGGCACUGAGGCCUGGAAGACCCCUCCCUGAUCCCCAGCUGAGCAGGAGUUCUGGCCUGAGAGCAGCCACAUUCUGGCCAUGGAUGAUUGAAAAAUAACCUAUAAGACUGGGCUGGGCCCAGCGCCUCUGACUCCCCCUUGCCCCAGUCCCCCCUGGCGAAUGGAAUAGGAAUGGGAAGCUGGGAAAUCCAAAGUAGCAUGUGGGUCCCUCCAAGAAGGUCCCCCCCAGAGUACAAGGUGGCUAGGGCACUGGAGACCUGGGGCUUCCUCCACAACUGUGGGGGCCAUUCGCAACAUGGGAAACUCUUGUGACAGCAUCCCAACCACUGUGAUGCCUCCAGGUCUUAGCAAUGCCUUCCACCAAUGCUUGGAACCAAGGUCAUGUUGUCAGAGCUCUGGAGACAUUAGAUAUCAGUGGCAUCAUCAAACAUCAGGCUACGUUACCAGAAAUCUUCCCAAGUCCCCAGAACUUCAUCUAGCUCUGUGGCACUGCCACCAGAAAUGCCCUGCCUUGCUGCGUUGCACCCUUGGACUUUGACUACUCUGCCAGCCACACG
Molecule: messenger RNA, 1956 nt
Organism: Miniopterus natalensis
Lineage: Eukaryota; Metazoa; Chordata; Mammalia; Chiroptera; Miniopteridae
Source: RefSeq, a predicted model, not a curated record